CAUGCCAAUAGCACCUGCAACACUGGCAAGAUGGAUCCCAAGGACAUGAUGUGGCCACGGACAGUGAGUGACAGCCAACUCAAGGAUGAAGGUGGUGAUUAAUCUUCCCAGAACUGAGUCUUCAUUUGAAGACUUCACCCAGGGAAGAUCCAGGGACAUCAAGCCGCACGUUGGCGGUAGGGGCUCGUAUUUGCACAUGGCCUUAAAUAAAGAGGAACAUGCUUUGGAUGAAGAUGGCGCCAAAGGCGACGCAGCUCCACCCACCCUGAAGAAACCGCGGCGGAAGGUAUCUUUCAUGGACGUAGACCCCAUGAAAGGAGAUGAGCCUCCUAGGACCAUCGUCCCUGGUUGUGAGCAGGUGAACAAAGCCAAUAAGGUGCAGCAACUGGCAAAGCCACAGACUCGGCAUCUCCCGGAUGGACCACUCCGUAACGUACCGCCAAACAUUGCCGGCUGUGACAAGCCGACGGAUCCGAACCAACUUCUCAAUGUCCAGCGCCUCCAGUUGGGAUCAAGGCGAGAAGCGAAUGGGAACCUCAAUCCUGUCCCCCUGUCUAAACCAGUCAGGGUUGGGAGUCAAGCAUCGUGGCAGUGGGACCUGCAUCAACCCCGCGACCCUUUUAUGAGGAAGAUACCCAAUGUCACUGUGAAGUGGGUGAGCGCAUCGUGUUACCCCCGGCAACCACUGCUCAUCCCGCAGCAGCUGGCCAGCCCACUGUACCCACGCUACGCCAUGGGGCAACAGAUUCACGCCUACUAUCCUCGUGCGCCACUGAUGUACAACCUGGUCCCAAUCGAGCAGCUGCCGAUGCAGCCUCCUGUCCCUCACACCAUGGGGCAGCGCUUGCCACGGAUCUGGAACAGAGCAGGAGCACCACUGAGACCAUGUGCCUACCCCAUGGACAGGCCCCCAUCCAUCAUGAGCUGUCCUGGCUACAUGAACACGGGGCCAAGCAGUGAGGAUCGACCAGACAUGGAAACAUCCACAACCUUCUUGUAAAUCCCAGCACACUGACUGACUGACAUGCCUGAGGACCUUAAUCCAGGAAC
Molecule: messenger RNA, 1050 nt
Organism: Amblyraja radiata (thorny skate)
Lineage: Eukaryota; Metazoa; Chordata; Chondrichthyes; Rajiformes; Rajidae
Exons: 7
Coding region: 86-1000 (304 amino acids)
Source: RefSeq, a predicted model, not a curated record